Penaeus monodon (black tiger shrimp) is the source of this 2858-nucleotide messenger RNA. Its product is annotated as phenoloxidase 2-like. Gene Ontology annotation, molecular function: oxidoreductase activity. Lineage: Eukaryota; Metazoa; Arthropoda; Malacostraca; Decapoda; Penaeidae. The transcript has 21 exons. The record is from RefSeq and is a predicted model, not a curated record. The coding region runs from base 45 to 2423 and encodes 792 amino acids.
UCUCUCUCUGUCAAGGCCAUUGCAUUAGGUCAUUAUGCAGGUAAAUGCUUCUGUUUGCAUCACGAGCCCCUGCAAGCAAGUCACCUUUAAAGCCAUUAACUGUGGAUGCCACUGGACGACCCAAAGCACGGCUAUCCACACCAAGAAUGAAGUUUCUCAGAUUCUUUUUACUGUCGAUGAUCGAUGUCCUAUGCGUCUCGUAUAUUUUGUUUCAAGAUGUGGAAGGCAACAUCAUGACAAGCAAUGCUACGAACUCCAGUAUAAAAGACGAACAAGCGAUUAGGGCAUUACUCCAAAUGCUGACAAACCCGUACACUCCCACAAAGGUGCUUUCAAGCCGCUUUCAUUGGGUGAGACCAAAUCACUUUCACUUCGACCCCGAGAAGAAACUGCUACGGAAUUUGGACACGGGAAAGGCAGUGGACUUGGGAAAUGCCACGGCGAUUGGGAAGAAGCACCAGUUCGUGUGGUAUAACAAGGAGCAUCGCAGGACAGUUAUGGAACUCACUGACAAGUUCGAAAGUGCCAAGAAUCCGUGGGAGAUAUUUUCUAUUACACAAGCUCUGAGGGAUUCUAUCAACACGAGAGUUUUCGUUACAGCUCUUCUGUACCUUCUUGAAAGCAGAGAGGAUUUCCAACACGUCAAAAUACCUUCCAUUGCCCAAGUGUUGCCAGAUCUUUUCUUCCCAGAGGUUGCCUUAAAUUCAAAACAAGAAGACAAUAAUAUACAGUGGAAAGAGGGUCUUCUCGAGCGAACACGCAGACAGGUGUUUCCACAAGUCCCUAAUUUCUCGCCUCAGUUUUUCCCUGGGGCGUUUCCUCAACCAUUUUUCAGAGCAGGAGUAACACCGAAUUCAGAACAACAGAUCUGGUCUCAACAACAGCCUCUACGUCAACAAUUUCAAAGAAUACGUCGUCCCCCUCUCUUCGUCGAAUGGCACCUUGGCCAGCGCAGAACCGACAUCGCGGCUGAGGAAGAGCUGGCCUACUGGAGAGAGGAUUUCUUGCUCAACGGGCACCACUGGCACUGGCACCUCGUCCACCAACUCGGGCGCCCCUCGGUCAGGAGACACAGGAAAGGCGAGCAGUUUUAUUACAUGCAUCGGAAUAUGGUAGUGAGAUACAACUGGGAACGACUAAGCCUUGGCAUGGAUUUAGUUGAAGCCUACGAGGACCUCAAAACACCCAUUCGAGAAGGCUACUCCCCGAGGUUCAACGGAGGAACAGGGGAGAGGUGGGGAGCUCGAGAACCUAACACGCAGCCUCAGGAUGUCAACCGUGAACUGAACAUCACGCUGAAUCAGAUGGAGGUCUGGAGAACACGGCUGCAGCGAGCCAUUAGGACGAGAACUAUUAUGAGACGUGACGGAAUCGAGAUUGCAAUGCGCGACGUAGACAUCCCAAUGGGCGGCCGACUGGGUAUCGACAUCCUAGGCGAUGCCACGGAAUCCGACUGGUUCACGAGCGACAACUACCAGUUCUAUGGCGACUACCACAACUUCGGCCAUUACAUAAUCAGCGCUACGCAUGAUCCGAAAGGCUUAUUAAACGAACCAUUGGGUAUAAUGUCCGAGCCUGUGACUGCAGUUCGGGAUCCCAUUUUCUUUCGAUGGCACAAACAUAUCGACGACUUGUUUGAAAUGUAUAAAAUCUCCCAGAGGCCUUAUUCGAGGUUCGAGCUGUCCCUCCCUGGCGUGGAACUCGUCAACGCAGGCCUAAUGGAUUCGUCCUCAGAACCCAACGUCUUGCACACCUUCUUCAGAACCUCCGUGUACAAUGCUCGCUUCGGCAUAGACUUUAUGAAAGAAGAGAGUGAUACUGACUACAGGCCUGUUGUUGUGAGGACAAGGCACCUGGACCAUCGCCCUUUCUCGUAUUUGCUUCAGAUCAACAACCAUCUACCAACGAGGAAAAAAGUUGUGGUGCGCAUCUUCAUGGCCCCCAAAGAGGACAGUUGGGGUCAACCUAUGACCUUUUCCCAGCAGCGUCGCCAAUGGGGAGAGAUGGAUGUGUUUGAUGUCGACCUUGUCCCCGGUCUUAACUCGGUCACAAGAUUGUCACGGCAGAGCAGUAUCUUGGGUCGAGAGAGGUUUGCCAGGAGAGGUCAGCCAGGAAGUGACUUCUUCGACUACUUCGGCUGUGGUUGGCCUCCUCACCUGCUGUUACCGAGAGGAACGACGUCUGGUAUGAAAUUCCAGGUCUUCAUAAUGCUUACUGACGCCGACCGGGACCUGAUCAGCACCAGCCGUGUCCCCAGGAACUCCUUCUGCGUGCCCCCUCAGGAGAACUUCCAAGACAGACGGCCCAUGGGAUUUCCCUUAGACCGUAGAAUGAGGAUGGGCAGUACCUUAACCAUCGCGGAAUUGUUCGAGGUCUACCCCAAUGCUCUUGUUGUCGAUGUCGAUGUAAUGCACGUCGAGUGAACGCUGAAGAAACGUCGUGAGGUGGGGGGUGAGGGUGGGAUUUGGGGGAUGUGAGUGUUAGAUAGGCCUAUGGAUAUUUUUUUUUUAAGGUUUAUAGGUCUGUUUUGAUUCGAUUUGCAGGUUUAUGGGUCUAGGAUGAACCUAGGAAUUCGUUGUGAAGGUCUUUGGGUCUGCACGGGACUGUGUAGAUAAAUAAAUAUCUCUUUUAUUGAUGAUGUAAUUCUUUUUAUAGCUUUUUUUUUGUAUAUUAUUAACAUAGUAAAUUUUGAUUGGAUAUUUUUUUGUCAUUUUCUUAAUUAUUUGAUCUUGAUUUGUCUCCUAAUAAUAUACAUUAUGUCGAGUUAUUACUAAGACUGUCAUUGACUUUAUAUAGCCUUGUUCAUUCGUCCAAGGAUUGUUUGUGCAAUAAACUGAAGCAUUUUUAAGUUAAACACC